UCAGAUAUGAAGUUAUACCAGGAAAUUUUGUAUUCCUUAUUCGUAGUCCCAUUCACAGCUGGAAAUGGAAUGAGAACAAAUGAAGGCCUUCGCAUCCACGACGGAAGUAUCUCCACCCUCGCCAUUGCUGUGUACCUCAUCGGUAUAGCGUUUGUGACAAUCUUCGUUUCUUCCACGCCUUUGCACGUAGAUCCCGAUAACUUUAUUCGUUUCGUCCUGAUAACAGUAGUUCUCAUUGGUGUUGGUGCCCUGGUAUUUCUCUGGGUGAAGUUUAGAAGACAGAUGCGUGAAAAUGAGAUAAUAGUUAACUAUACAACCAAUACCAAACCAACAGGACUGAGGCUUAAAUUUCUGUGGCUGUUCUGCUUGGGAUUGAUAGUUCGAGCAGCGCUCAGUAUGGCUAGGAGAUUUCACAAUAUAAGCACGUCCUACCAUUUGGCGAGGUCCUACGUCAGUAUUAUAUGGAAUAUUUUGCUUUUCGUCUUUGCUUGUCUACAGACGGCGUUCAUAAGUUACUUCCGAAAUACAGAAAUCGUAGGGUCCCUUCUUGUCCACUAUGGGAUGAUCUUUAUCGUUGUCGCAAAUUUGUCCGUCUGGUUUGACUCAAUUUUGGCACAGGAAAGACAUUUUUUCCACCUUAACUUUAAUGAAACAAAAAUCAAUAACUUUGGAGUGGAAUCUUUCAACUGCACUAAUGAAUCUUCUAUCGUCUGCUUCGCAGAGAAUGCAUUUCCGUACGUCUUGCCUAUAGUGGCCGAAUUCUGCUUAGUUUCCAUCGGAUUUCUCUUUCAAAUUUGGUCCUCAGCAAAAAGAACAAUGAUUAAAAAUUUCCUCAUGACCUCUUCUGAUAUACAGGGGGAAAGCACUUCUCUGCUGAAUAGUGAAUACGUCGAAAUAGACCAACAAUCAUCCUACAAUUAUGGAGCGCGCAGAAAGUCAGCACUUUUGUACCUUAGUGCUGCUGUUGGGGCCGUUUUUGUCGUUGUCCUUCUUAUUAUCGUCCUGGCCAUCCUGACUGAGAAAAAAGAGGAAGAGUUACGCAGUUUGUACAUAUCUCUUGAAAUAUACCGUCUUAUGUACGCCAUUAUCAUGAUUGGCCUUGUGUUCCUCGGUUUUGGCCUUUUAUAUGGUCAGUGCGUACCCACUAGUAACCCACGUCACAUUUCUGGAAGUGAGUACAUUCUGCUGUUUAGUUCCUUGGGAAUGGUGAUGUAUCUUGUCUUUGGAGUAGUGGCAGGUUUCAAUUUCAAAUCGCAAGGGUCGUGGAACAUUGCUGAAAACAUUUUAAGUCUGAUUCUUGUAUAUUUCCAGACUGUUCUAAUGCUGCAGUCCUACCGAUAUCGAAGAUACCGAAAACUAGAAUGUUUGUCAAUCAAGAAUGUUUUUAUGCUCCUAGCAGUGAUGAAUCUUGGACUUUGGUUCAAUGACAGCUUUCUGCAAAAUCGAGUACCUUACAUUAAUGAGGUUAAUUAUAAGAUGUAUAAACAAGAAAUAUGGGAUUUUGUGAACGGAACACUCUUUCCAAUCACCGUUUUCUUCCGGUUCCAAUGUUCAAUGAUAUUAUAUGAACUUCAUCAUCUUUUCCGUACCCAUAACUAAUUAAAUUUCUUGAUCUAAA
Molecule: messenger RNA, 1618 nt
Organism: Saccostrea echinata
Lineage: Eukaryota; Metazoa; Mollusca; Bivalvia; Ostreida; Ostreidae
Exons: 2
Coding region: 7-1599 (530 amino acids)
Biological process (GO): proton transmembrane transport
Cellular component (GO): membrane
Molecular function (GO): proton channel activity
Source: RefSeq, a predicted model, not a curated record